Cladophialophora bantiana CBS 173.52 is the source of this 1728-nucleotide messenger RNA. RefSeq lists its product as uncharacterized. Bases 1 to 1728 code for a protein of 575 amino acids. The transcript is spliced from 3 exons. The record is from RefSeq and is a predicted model, not a curated record. NCBI's taxonomy places the organism in Eukaryota, Fungi, Ascomycota, Eurotiomycetes, Chaetothyriales, Herpotrichiellaceae. Gene Ontology annotation, molecular function: flavin adenine dinucleotide binding; N,N-dimethylaniline monooxygenase activity; NADP binding.
AUGGGCGACAUAGGUCAGAUCUCGUAUUCAUAUCAAGAUGUACCUAUUGGCACACCAAGGAGUCUGCGCGUCGUGUGCAUGGGGAUGGGCUACUCGGGAUUGAUGAUGGCAAUGAUUAUCAGGUCGAAAAUGGCAGACACAAAUCUCGAGUUCCAAAUCUACGAGAAGAAUUCCGACCAGGGCGGAACAUGGCUCGUGAACAGAUAUCCCGGCUGCCAGUGUGAUAUUCCCGCCCACAACUACGAGUACAGCUUCGAACCGUUUCCUGAGUGGCCCAACUACUAUGCGACGUCGGAACAGAUUCACGAAUACAUGAAGAAGACGUUCAACAAAUACCGGUGUAGUGAGUUUGUGAAAUUCAAUCACGAGAUCAAACGUGCCGAAUGGCUCGAUAUGCAUGGAAAAUGGCAACUUACGGUCGAGCAAAAUGGCGAACAGUUGAUCGAUGUCUGCGACGUCUUCAUCAACGCCGGUGGAGUUCUCGACAACUGGAACUGGCCGGUCAUACCGGGGAUCGACCUUUUCGAAGGGAAGCUGAUGCACUCUGCGGAUUGGGACCAGUCUUAUGAUUUCACGGACAAAGCGGUCGCCGUCAUUGGCAUUGGUUCAUCUGGGAUUCAAAUUCUGCCCCAAGUGGCCAAAAAAGCCCGCAAAACCGCCCUAUUUGCUCGAUCCCAGACCUGGAUCACACCAAGUGUGGGAAUCAGCGAGCCGGGACCAGAUGAUCCUGAUGUCGACGAGACCCUCAAUUACUCUCUUCAAGAGCUCGCACGAUUCAAAGCGGACCCCGAAUACCUCCGCCAACAUCGGAGGAAACUCCAAGAUGGUCGCAUUCAAGGCUUCAAGCAAUUCAUCCUGGGGUCUCCUGACCAAGAAGAGGCAAUGAAGAUGUUCUCCGUGUCGAUGAGAGAGCGCUUGGGUACUUCGGACAAAGGCCGGCAAAUCGCUCAACAACUCGUGCCUGAAUUCCCUGUAGGGUGCCGCCGGCUCACACCUGGACAGGGGUUUCUGGAGGCUUUGUUGGAAGAUAAUGUCAGCUUGGAAUGGAGAAACCUGGACCACAUUACUACAAAAGGCAUUGUCACCAAAGAUGGCCGACUGAUCGAGUGCGACGUGAUUUGCUGUGCCACCGGUUUUGACAACUCUUUCAAACCGCGAUUUCCCAUCAUCGGCAAGGGGAACGUUGACCUCGUCGACCAGUGGGCCGACUCACCCGAGGGAUACUUUGGAAUCACGGUGGCCGGAUUUCCCAACUACUUCACGUUCAUCGGGCCCAACUCGCCCAUCUCAAACGGGUCAUUGGUUCAAGCGAUUCAGAUCACGGCGGUCUACAUCGCCAAAUGUAUCGCCAAGCUGCAAAAGCAGGGAGUCAAGUCGAUGGAUGUGACCGUGACCGCCCAAGAUGAUUUCAACGAACAUUGUCGGGCUUAUCUCGCGAACACGGUCUGGUCGUCAUCCUGCAGCAGCUGGUACAAACAAGGGACGACGGACGGCAAGAUUGUGGCCAUCUACUGUGGUAGCUCGUACCAUUUCAUUGAAGCACUGAAAGAACCACGGUGGGAAGACUAUCACUUUGAGUAUUUGGGCGGCAUUCGACCCAAUCGCUUUGCAUACUUGGGAAAUGGAAUGACACUCGCCGAGACCAGAGGCAAGAGUGUCGGGGCGACACAGACUAUGAAUCUCGACGAGUACUGGAACUUGUUCAACUUGCCCAGCAUCUUGGAGUAG